AUGUUCGGACGGAGGUCAGUGCGGGCGUCUAUCGCACUGAGUUGUGGUGCUCCAAGUAGGGUAGCGCCUCUUAAAACCGUAUCUCUGCUACGACUCAAACUAUCUGCUGCAUGUUUGUUAUUGCGGCUAGUUGCUAAAAUCGGCAAGGCCGUGGAUCUCUCAAAUGCGACUAAGUUUCUCUGGAUCGACUCUACCAUCACUCUCAAUUGGGUAACAUCGAUUUCUCGUAGGUGGUCGGUAUUCGUGGCUAAUCGAGUCGGCGAGAUCCAGCGAUCCACUGACAUCAAAAUGUGGCGUCACGUCAAUUCUCAAAACAAUCCUGCCGACAUACUAUCGCGCAGAAUAAGUGCACACAAGCUGCCAUCAGCGGCCAUAUGGUGGCAUGGUCUUAUCUUUUUACAGUUAAACGAGGAUCAGUGGCCGAGUGAUAGGUUUCAAGAGCUAGAUGACGUUCCGGAACAAAGGGUGAUCGUUGCAACAGUAUACAUUCAAACUGAUAACGUCGUCGACAAAUUGUUGGAAAGGCAUUCCAGCCUGCAUAUGAUAUGCCGCAUAUUGGUUUAUUGCUUAAAAUUCGCCAAGGCACGACGCCACGAGGUGCCUACCGGGCGCCCAUUGCCCUCCGAGACGGCAUUUGCGUUAAGUGUCAUGUGCAGGACUGUGCAAAUGCAAGCAUUUCCAAAUGACUACAAGGCCCUAAGCCAAGGGAAUUCAAUCAACUCAAACAGUAGUUUGCUUUUGUUAUCUCCAUUCAUGGAUAAGGACGGUUUGAUGCGAGUAGGCGGUAGACUUAAGAACUUUGAUUUGCAAUACAACGCGCAUCAUCAAAUACUACUGCCGCGGCACUAUGAACUGACUUGUCGAAUAAUAAAGAAUGAGCACACUCGAGGCAUGCACGCGGGUGCACAGACGACUAUGGCAUGCGUCCGCCAGCGAUUCUGGUCAUUAUCGUUGCGGUCGACAACCCGCAGCGUCAUACAAAAAUGCAUAACAUGCUUUAGGGUAAAACCCAGGUUUUUGGAAGCUACGAUGGGCUCCUUACCGGCAGUUAGGGUCACCGUAUCCAAACCUUUCUCGCACUGCGGCGUCGACUAUGCCAGCCCCGUGACCAUACGCGAGGGCAAGCGCCGAAAUUCAAAGACUAACAAGGCUUACAUCGCGAUUUUUGUAUGCUUUGCCACCAGGGGCGUCCACAUUGAGGUUGUAAGCGAUCUAACAUCGGAAGCCUUCAUCGCCGCCUUUAAGAAAUUUAUCUUGCGCCGAAGCAAGCCCUCGCAUAUGUACUCGGACAACGGGACCACUUUUGUAGGUGCUCGAAAUCAGCUGAAGGAAUUCUAUAAUUAUUAUUGUGAGCAACAGACUCAAUCGGACAUAACAUGGUUAUUGAACGAUCAGAAAAUUGCGUGGAAUUUCAUUCCACCAAACGCUCCCCAUUUCGGCAGACUGUGGGAGGCGGCAGUAAAGUCCGUUAAGACCCAUGGCUCGUAUCGUGGGUGGCGCUAA
Solenopsis invicta (red fire ant) is the source of this 1503-nucleotide messenger RNA. RefSeq lists its product as uncharacterized. Lineage: Eukaryota; Metazoa; Arthropoda; Insecta; Hymenoptera; Formicidae. Gene Ontology annotation, biological process: DNA integration. Gene Ontology annotation, molecular function: nucleic acid binding. The transcript has a single exon. The coding region runs from base 1 to 1503 and encodes 500 amino acids. The record is from RefSeq and is a predicted model, not a curated record.